Molecule: messenger RNA, 1471 nt
Organism: Xenia sp. Carnegie-2017
Lineage: Eukaryota; Metazoa; Cnidaria; Anthozoa; Malacalcyonacea; Xeniidae
Product: putative methyltransferase C9orf114 homolog
Source: RefSeq, a predicted model, not a curated record
AUUUUGAAUGAUAAAUUUCAGUCGAAUGUGAUGUUCUUCAGUUGUUGGAUGCUGUCAUAAACUUAUUUGUUGCAUUAUUAAACAUUCAAUGUGAUCAAGUUCUUUGCUAUUUUCUAAAAUUCUCGUUGACAAACGUUUUUAAGAAGAACGUACAAUGGAUAGUUCGAAAAAGAAGAAAUGCGGUUUGAAGCGUAAGACAUCUUUGCCAUCUCAUGACGAAAGUUCAAAAAGUAAAGUUAAAAAGAGGAAAAAGAAACUGUCGAAAAAAGAAAAUAAUCCCACUGUUAGCGUUGCUCUUCCUGGAUCUAUUCUAUGCAAUGCUCAGUCUUUGGAAUUAAGAACAUAUUUGGCGGGUCAGAUAGCUCGUGCCUUGGUGAUUUUUAAUAUUGAUGAGGUGAUAGUGUUCAGCGAGUCUUGUCGAAAUACGGCUUACGUCGACCCAACAUUUCGCGGCGCUGGAAACAAAUCUGAUCCGAAUAUAUUAUUAGGCAGGAUAUUACAAUAUCUGGAGUGUCCUCAAUAUCUAAGGAAGUCGUUCUUUCCUAAGCAUCCGGAUUUGCAAUAUGCAGGUUUACUGAAUCCUCUGGAUUGUCCUCACCAUAUGCGAGCGAGUGAUCGACUGCCAUUCAGAGAAGGAGUAGUCGUGAACAGGCCGGUAAAAGAAGGUCGUGGCUCGUUAGUUAAUGUUGGCUUGCAAAAAGACGUGCAAAUUGAUAAACGCUUAAAGCCUGGGACGAGGGUUACAGUGAAGAUUACGUAUAAAGAGCGAGAAACCGAUGUACCUGAUGCUAGCGUAGUACCCCCUAGUCAACCACGUGUAGAGUCUGGCUUGUACUGGGGAUAUACUGUGAGACUCGCCCAUACAUUCGGCGCUGUGUUUACACAAUCACCAUAUGAAAAUGGCUACGAUGUAAGCGUUGGUACAUCUGAAAAGGCGACAGUUGAUAAAAUUGUUUUGCCGAAAUUUCGGCAUUUGCUCAUUGUAUUUGGUGGCCUUCAAGGUCUGGAAGCUAGCCUAGAGUCAGACGAGUCACUUAACAUGAUGGAUCCUCGUUGUCUCUUUCAUCACUAUAUAAAUACUUGCCCUCAACAAGGAAGUCGCACAAUACGAACCGAAGAAGCGUUGUUCAUCACCAUGGCUGCACUUCGACCCCAUAUCAAUGCAGCACGUGUGUAAAUGUAUAAUGGAAGGUAACUUCACGCUCUAGUUUUUGGUUGAGCUGUUAAUAAAAGCUUAUGAACCUGAUAGUAAUGUUUUGGAAAUUCAAACUUGUUUUUUCAAGAUAUAUUCAAUUUGCUGAGUUCGUCGGUCGUAUUAAUAUUCCUGAUUUUUUUUACGUAAUGUCAUCAAACUUUUCAGGCAAUACUCAAAAAUUUAUAAUUAUAAGCAAUUGUAAUUAUUCUAUAGCAAGUUUCCUUCCAAGGAUUGAUUUCUAUAAAGAAGAGGUCUGCAAGAGGUCUGGGAACUCAA